GAGAGGCAGAAAAGAAGAGUGAAAAUAUAUAGGGAGAGAGAUGAGUAGGGAGACAUUGGUUCUUGUUUCAUUGAUAUCAUCAUGUCUAUGGUCAUUGGUCCAAGGAGAGGACCCUUACUUGUAUUUCACAUGGAAUAUCACAUAUGGCACCCUAUCACCCCUUGGUGUCCCCCAACAAGUUAUUCUCAUCAAUGGUGAGUUCCCGGGACCAAACAUCAACUGUACUUCCAACAACAACAUCGUUGUCAAUGUGUUCAACAACAUUGACGAGCCUUUCCUUCUAACAUGGAAAGGAAUUCAGCAGAGAAAGAAUUCUUGGCAGGACGGAAUGGUUGGCACCAACUGUCCCAUCUCCCCCGGAACCAAUUACACCUACCAUUUUCAAGUCAAGGACCAAAUCGGAACCUACUUUUACUACCCCUCCACCUCCGUCCACCGCGCUGCUGGGGGCUUCGGAGGCCUCCGUGUCCACAGCCGCCCCCUCAUCCCUGUCCCAUUCCCAAACCCGGAGGACGAGUACACCGUCCUCAUAGGCGACUGGUACAUUAAGAGCCACUCCGCUUUAAGAAAGAUCCUCGAUAGUGGCCGGUCGAUACGUAGGCCGGACGGAGUCAUCAUCAACGGCAAGAAUGCAAAGAUGGACGGCAAGGAUGAGCCCAUGUACACUAUGAAACCCGGUAUGGUAUACCGUUAUAGGGUUUGUAAUGUAGGCAUGAAGAACACGCUCAAUUUUAGAAUCCAAGGCCACAAAAUGAAGCUUGUGGAAAUGGAGGGUUCUCACACGGUGCAAAACGUGUAUGACUCUAUGGACGUGCACUUAGGUCAGUGCAUGUCGCUCCUGGUCACCGCCGACCAAGACCCGCAGGACUACUACAUGGUGGCUUCCACAAGAUUCACCAAAUACCAUCUCCAAGGUGCAGCCAUUUUUCGUUACACUGACGGAAAAGGUCCGGCCUCUCCGGCAAUACCACCAGGACCGACCGGGUGGGCGUGGUCGCUGAACCAGUUCCGGACCUUCCGGUGGAACCUCACAGCCAGUGCAGCCCGUCCGAACCCACAGGGCUCGUACCACUACGGGAAAAUCAACGUUACCCGGACAAUCAAGCUGGCUAACUCUCAUGGCGUGGUGGAGGGAAAGCUCCGGUAUGCCGUCAAUGGGGUGUCGCAUACAGACACUGCCACCCCGUUGAAGCUUGCUGAGUACUUUGGAGCGGCGGAGAAGGUGUUCAAAUAUGAUAGCAUCGGCGAUGAACCGCCGGCCGAGGACAAGAUCAAGGUGGUGCCUAAUGUGGUGAAUGCCACAUUCCGGAACUUUAUAGAGAUCAUUUUGGAGAACACUGAAAAGGGAGUUCAGUCAUGGCACUUGAAUGGAUAUGCCUUCUUUCCAGUCGCGAUUGAAACAGGUAAAUGGAGUCCAGAAAAGAGAAGAAACUACAAUCUUCUUGACGCAGUAAGCAGAUACACCAUCCAAGUCUACCCGAAAUCUUGGGCAGCCAUCAUGACGUCAUUUGACAACCCUGGAAUGUGGAGCUUGAGAUCAAUGGCUCUAGAGAGGCACUAUCUGGGACAACAGCUCUACAUCAGUGUUGUCUCUCCUGCGCGCUCCCUCCGGGACGAAUAUAACAUCCCCGACGACGCCACUCUCUGUGGCGUCGUCAAGGGCUUGCCCAAGCCCCCGCCUUACGGCAUCUGAAUCUGAAUCUGAAUCUGAAUCUUCUCCGUCAUGCCAUGAGUCUCUUUGUCGGUGAUAGCACUCGGCGGCAGAAGUUAGGAUAGUACUAGAUCAUGAAAAGGUGUUGCAUGGGAUGGUUGGCCAUGCAAUGUACGUAUCAACUUUGUCACUAGAAAUUUUGUUUUUGUUUUUAUUAUUUUAUUUUAUUUUUAGUUAAUUUUUUUCCUCAGUCCAGCAUCCGGUAUAUAGAAAGGGAUGAACAUUGGCUAUGGCGCUAAUAGUGUCCUUUUUUUUUUUUUUGUAAUGUAUUGUUGUAAUUCAUCUAAUGAAAUUAUUUCUUUGUAAUAACAUAAUGAUGGUGACUUUACUCGACUUUUGAAAUUAUUGUUGUAGAAUUGAAAAUUAUGGUUUUCAAAGUAAGUUUCCAUUUCCAAUUUCCAUACUUUGGAAAUUUGAAAAUUAAACCAAAAAAAAGUAAGGAAAAAAGAUGGGAACAUGUAUCCAAAACAUACCCUAAAUGAAUUUCAUUUUUGUCAGGCACCUUGCGAACUCGAGUAUGUAAUAAAUGCGAAUGUAUUAUUAUCUUAAAGUUUGAACUAGCAUAAUUUACAUUCCAUGGCAUCUUAUAUUCAUGCAAAUUUUUCGAUAGUCCAGUGGUCAGUAUCUUUGGUGAAUUUUAGAAUAUCAAACUUUUACUUUAUACAUCUACUAAUCUAACUUUUAAUACUUUUUACCUUUGAAAAAAAAAAAAAAAAUUGCAAAGGCGUAGAAUCUCCUUCAUUGAAAAUGAUACUAUAUAUAUAUUUUCAAUAAUUGAGGUGUUCGAGUCCUUAUAUAGAUCGUGUAAAAUUCGGACUAUGUAUGCGG
Molecule: messenger RNA, 2539 nt
Organism: Cornus florida
Lineage: Eukaryota; Viridiplantae; Streptophyta; Magnoliopsida; Cornales; Cornaceae
Product: L-ascorbate oxidase homolog
Exons: 2
Coding region: 41-1693 (550 amino acids)
Molecular function (GO): copper ion binding; oxidoreductase activity
Source: RefSeq, a predicted model, not a curated record